Molecule: messenger RNA, 2716 nt
Organism: Wasmannia auropunctata (little fire ant)
Lineage: Eukaryota; Metazoa; Arthropoda; Insecta; Hymenoptera; Formicidae
Product: mitochondrial basic amino acids transporter-like
Exons: 4
Coding region: 452-1756 (434 amino acids)
Biological process (GO): mitochondrial L-ornithine transmembrane transport
Cellular component (GO): mitochondrion
Molecular function (GO): high-affinity L-arginine transmembrane transporter activity
Source: RefSeq, a predicted model, not a curated record
GUCACGUUGGUAGCUUAUGGCGGAUGUAUAAAUGUUACUAACAUUUUUCAACAAUAUUUAGCACACUGUUACAACUGUGACAUUUGUGUGAGCAUGUCAGUGGUCUGAUAAUGCAAACAGUGAUCUGUGCACCAAGAAGAAGCUGGAAGAAAUAUCGAUUUCAGUAAGAAAGAAGAUUCGAUGAAGGAAGCAUGCAGAACGAUUAUCUUCGUUUAGAAGUUGCGUACAUGUGAUUUGUGGCGUAAACGAAUGUUGUUUUGUUUGAAGUUUAAUUUAAAGGAAUUAGUUAUCAAUCUUUCAUGGAUUCGAAUUUAUUGGCCUCUAUAAUUAACCGAUCUACAACUUGUACUAUCUUCAAUGUAUACUUGAAUGGAGCGAGAUUUGAAGACGAGCCUUACAGAAGCAGACGAUAUUGCAAGUGGAAGGUCAUUGUAGAUAAUACAGGGCAAAGAUGGCUUGCUCGCUUGAUUUCUUUGCUGGAUUUUUGGGAGGAUGUGCCGGUAUUAUGGUGGGAUAUCCUUUGGAUACAGUCAAGGUCCACAUGCAGACUCAAGACUGCCGAAAUCCAAAAUAUCGUGGCACGUGGGAUUGUUUGCGCUCCAUACUCGCAAAAGAAUCGGUGAGUGGUCUUUAUAAAGGAAUGACUUCGCCAAUCGCAGGGGUGGCUGUGGUGAACGCCAUCAUCUUCGGUGUUUACGGAUCUACUCAGCGGAGCCUGUCCGAGCCUGAUCGAUUGUCAUCGUAUUUCCUGGCUGGUGCGUCUGCCGGGCUUGCUCAAACCCCCGUCUCAAGUCCAAUAGAGUUAGCAAAAACGCGUCUGCAAUUGCAAUCCACCGGCCAAGGUAACUUUCGAGGACCGAUGCAGUGCUUGAGGAGCAUCUAUAGGCAGGAGGGUUAUCGUGGCGUCUUUAAGGGUCUAGGUAUUACAUUCCUCAGGGAAGGACCGAGCUUCGGCGUGUACUUUGUGACCUACGAGAUGCUGACCAAAACGUCCUCGAAGCAACCGAUUUCGACGCUUCACAUAUUGCUGGCCGGGGGGCUCGCUGGCACAGCUUCUUGGGUGAUUUCUUAUCCCAUCGACGUCAUCAAGUCGCGCAUACAGGCGGAAAGUAGUAAUCGUUACUCUGGAGCUUUGGACUGCCUCAAAAAAUCUGUACGCGCCGAAGGAUACAGCUGCUUGUACCGGGGUUUGAAUUCGACGAUCCUGCGAGCGUUUCCGACGAACGCAGCGACUUUCGCUGUGGUCACGUGGACGUUCCGAUUAUUCGGUGAGCAGCCGAACGAGGCACCGACGAAGGUGGAGGAUGUCGCGUCGAAAACCUCGAUGCAGACGAAAACUCGUACGGCGAAAGGAUAUGAAUCCUUCGCCAGUAAGUGGAACGUGUUCUUCGACGGUAUUUCGAGAAGUAGCGGUUUCGUCACUCCGUCGUACUCCGUCGAAACGAUGUUGCCGAUCAGCAGACUGAUGCCGGAUAACAGCGUCUGCUUCGUCCACAACUGCAGACAAUCGAAUUGUAAGCACGAUGCGUUGAAGAACGAAAAGAAGAAUACAUCCGAGGGUUGGGAGGAGAGAAAAAGAAAAUUGAGAAACGACGAAGAAGCUGAGGAGGACGAACAUGCUGAGGAGAAAAAGGAUUGUCGCAACGUUAAGACGGCCAUAAACACAUGUACUUGUAAUCUGCAACGCGUACUUGGUGUCUCAAAUCUGGAUAAUAUACUCGACGUCACUGCAGUCGAUGAAGUCUUUAACACGUGAUGUGUAUUUUUAGUGCAAUAUGGUGUGCAAGAAAGGAACAUAAUAUUCAUUUAAACAGAUUUUUCCUUCAUAACUAAUUUAAUUAAUGAUGAAUGCAUAUAUAUAUAUAAAUAUGUAUAUCACAAGACAACGCACAAGAUGGAUGAGUAGUUUAACUGAGGAACGUUCCAUUGACGUAAAAUGGAGUCCCAUACUAUGUCUAUGGAAUGUUUUUACGUUAAGAGGUGAAGUUGGAUUUGGAUUAACAUUACAAACUCUCACUAGGAGAACGUAUAUACCUUCAAUUCAAUCGAAGUAAUUGAGUAAGCAGAAAAAUAAUUAUAAAUUUUAAAAUGUGCAUAUAUUAUAUAUUAAUCUGCUUGGCGUAGAUGCGCUUAUAAUGAAAUUUAUAACGGAAAAUGUGUGUUUCUAUCCUCUUUCUGUUGUUUUAUUGCAGCUGCUUGAUUCAAUCAAUAUUCAUCAAACAUCAAAACUGUCAUGUUUUAUACAUUUUUAUAAUCUCUGUUGAUUUGUAUCCUUAAAAUGAAUUAACGCAAUUAUUACCAAGCUCGCUAUGAAGCAGGAACAGAAGGGUCAGAAGAAUCUCUUUUGUCAAGCAGCAGUCUUUGAUUGAUUGGCGGACAUGUAAGACCACAUGUCACAGCCAGACGCGACAUUUAUUCGCUUUUAAAAUCAUACAAAAUAGUUUGUAUCCCAUUUACAAUCUCCACACCGAUUUCAUUUCCCCCCUUCACACUCUACCCGCGUUUUUUCAGUCUACGAAUUGGCCCUCGAUCCUUCCCCGCCCACGUGUCAAAAUUUUGACACAUUCCAAAUUCCCAGCACAUAUGAACACACACGGCAGCACAUUUCAGACAUUGCUAAUUGUUCUCAGCAAUUAAUCGCGAACAGGAUUUUAUUGUAACCUCGUUUUCACUCCAAAUCGACAAAAUUAUCAAGUUAUAAAUUGUAGUCACCAAA